Messenger RNA from Arachis stenosperma, 1172 nucleotides. Its product is annotated as axial regulator YABBY 5. The record is from RefSeq and is a predicted model, not a curated record. Gene Ontology annotation, cellular component: nucleus. The coding region runs from base 340 to 948 and encodes 202 amino acids. Gene Ontology annotation, biological process: multicellular organism development; cell fate commitment; abaxial cell fate specification. The transcript is spliced from 7 exons. Lineage: Eukaryota; Viridiplantae; Streptophyta; Magnoliopsida; Fabales; Fabaceae.
UUCCCUCUCUGCCUUGUGCCCUCUUCCUUUCCAUCCAAAUUCUUCUCAGAACAUCACUUAAUUCUUUCUUUCUUUCUUUCUUUCUUUCUUUCUUUCUUUCUUUCUUUCCAGUAUUAAUUAAUAAUAUUAUUAUUGAUGUAUAUAAAUAUCCCCGGUAUCUAAGCAAAGAAGAAGAAUAAAAAGCCCUUUGCCCUCUUCAACUUUAAUUUCCUGUGUGUGAGAGAGAAAUACCUUAGCUUGCUUCAUCUUCUUCUUAUUCUCUUCUUGUUCUUUCCAUAGAGAAGAGUAGAUCAGAGACACAUCAUCAUCAACAUCAUCAUCAUCAUCAUCAUCAUCAUCAUGAUGUCGAGCUGCAGCAUGGAUGCUGGACCUGAGCAACUGUGCUACAUACCCUGCAACUUUUGCAACAUUGUUCUUGCGGUGAGCGUUCCAUGCACCAGCUUGUUCGACAUGGUAACGGUUCGAUGCGGUCACUGCACCAAUCUCUGGUCCGUAAACAUGGCUGCGGCCUUUCAAUCACUCUCAUGGCAAGAUCUUCAGGGCCCUGGGCAGUGCAAUCAGGAGUAUAGGAUUGACACAAAUAUUAAUAUGAAUAAUGGUGGCUCCUCUUCCAAAUGCAACAAUAGUAGUAGGCUUGCAUCAAUGCGUGCACCUACCAAUCAUGUUACUCAGGAAAGGGCUGUCAACCGCCGUGAGUCACCCGAGAAGAGGCAGCGCGUACCUUCUGCUUAUAAUCAGUUCAUAAAGGAAGAGAUCCAGAGGAUUAAGGCUAAUAAUCCUGAUAUCAGUCACAGAGAAGCAUUCAGUACUGCAGCAAAGAACUGGGCACAUUUUCCUCAUAUUCAUUUUGGGCUAAUGCUGGAGAGCAACAAUCAAGCUAAUAAGAUGGAUAAUGCCUCUGAGAAGCAUUUGAUGUCAAGGGCUGCACCUGCACUGUUGAAUAAAUGAAUCUACAUAUAUAAUAUAAGGCUAUGAUCUUCAAUAUAUUAUUUAUGAUGGAGGGUGAUGAAGGAUUUCAGUUUCAUGUGGUCCUGACUUAUUAUGAUACUUAAGGACAAUAUUAUAUUUAAUUAACUCGUUGUUGUUUUCUUCUUCUUGUUAGUAGUGUAUGUACUAUUUACUCCACUUGUUCAAGAUGAUUUUACUUAAUUUCAAGUUUGAAUGCUAUUUAA